Molecule: messenger RNA, 759 nt
Organism: Monoraphidium neglectum
Lineage: Eukaryota; Viridiplantae; Chlorophyta; Chlorophyceae; Sphaeropleales; Selenastraceae
Exons: 5
Coding region: 1-759 (252 amino acids)
Molecular function (GO): Hsp90 protein binding
Source: RefSeq, a predicted model, not a curated record
AUGUGGAUGCCUUGCCACACCGCAUCUGCUGCAUCGCUCCCCCAGGACCUGGCGCCGGCGCGCGCCGCGGCGGACGAGAAGCGGCGGAAAGAGGCCGAGGCGGAGGAGCGGGUCAUGGGACCCGCGAGGAAGCUGGCGGCGGCGCUGGUGGCGAGGGGGUACCAGAUCACCAGGCCGCAGGUGUCUGUCGGCAGCCGGCGGCCGUACGCUGACGAGGACGGCACAAUACACUGGCCGCCCUCCCUCAAAGCUGCAGGCCGCGCCGCCAGGCAGGCCCGCUCGACGGCGCGGCCUGUGGCCGCCUCGCUGGGCGCCGCCCGAAAACAUCAGGUGGUGCUGAUGUACCCCGAGACGCUGCAGCAGGAUGUGGUGGAGGACUGGCGGGACGAUGACACCCUGGCGGACCAUCUCGACGUGAUGUUCGGCGACGGCGCGCCACCGCUGCCCUGGGACGCCGCGGGGGAGUACAGCCGAGACAGGGUGGAGCUCUAUUACUUGGCCAACGCGGGGCCCCCGCUGACGCCCGACCAGCUCGCGCUCGCGAUGGCCGGAAGGUGGCCGGACGGUGUGGAUAGGGACUCCGAGGGGCCGCGGCGCUAUGGCGCGCGCGCGGCGCGGUGGGAGCGCGCCGAGGAGGGCGAGAGCCUGCGCGAGGUGCUGCUGCGGCCGGGGCACGUGGUCGCGGGCUCGCCGCUGUUUUGGGUGGUGGCGCGGGGCACUGAGUACCGGGAGCGGUUCCUGGCAAGCGUCCAGCAAUGA